UGUCUUCUCUUUCCUUUUAGUUUCUCCUCCUGACUUUCAUUCAGUUUCCUGAGCUUCUCCUCACAUCUCUUGUAAAUGUUCUGUCUCACCAUAGUCUGCUCCUUCUUAACUUACACCGCUUGAUACGCCUGGUUUGUUUUGCAUCAUGAACCCUGGUAUUCAACAGUCAGAUGGAAAGGCAAAGCGCUCUAUAGAUGGGAGUGUUGAUCACAGUUUGGGAAGGGGUGUUGAGGAAGAGGGGCCACCGCCGCUGAAGAAUUACAUUUUUCUGACCAUUUUCACCUGCUUUUGCCCAGCAUGGCCUAUCAACAUUGUGGCAUUGGUUUUUUCUCUGAUGUCUCAGAGCAGUUAUGAUGCAGACGACUAUGAAGGAGCUCAGCGGCUGGGGAGGAAGGCUCUUCACAUGGGAAUCGCUUCCUUAGUCAUUGGCCUAUUGAUCAUUAUGAUCUACUGUAUUGUCCACUUCACCAAGAAUGCAGUCUGAUCUUGAAGAGAUGAGCAAAGCUGGAAAUUAUGUUGUGAACUGGUGGCGAUCAGUUCCAGUGAACAUGAGAGGACACUGUGAGCGCUA
Messenger RNA from Xyrauchen texanus (razorback sucker), 571 nucleotides. RefSeq names its product transmembrane protein 233-like. Lineage: Eukaryota; Metazoa; Chordata; Actinopteri; Cypriniformes; Catostomidae. The record is from RefSeq and is a predicted model, not a curated record. The transcript is spliced from 3 exons. Gene Ontology annotation, cellular component: membrane. The coding region runs from base 146 to 484 and encodes 112 amino acids.